Hibiscus syriacus is the source of this 1458-nucleotide messenger RNA. RefSeq names its product protein ROOT INITIATION DEFECTIVE 3-like. Gene Ontology annotation, molecular function: protein binding. Gene Ontology annotation, biological process: rRNA processing; DNA-templated DNA replication. The coding region runs from base 1 to 1458 and encodes 485 amino acids. The record is from RefSeq and is a predicted model, not a curated record. Gene Ontology annotation, cellular component: nuclear pre-replicative complex. Lineage: Eukaryota; Viridiplantae; Streptophyta; Magnoliopsida; Malvales; Malvaceae. The transcript is spliced from 2 exons.
AUGGUCUUUAUUUUCCUUUCGUUUUCCGUUCAAUUUUCCUCCCUUGUAAGCAGGCCAAACAAAAAAGCCUCUUCGUUAUCUGGCUUGAAAAAAGUAAAAGCCGAACCCACUCGGGCACAGAAAAAUAAUUGUUUAAUUUUUUCUCAGUCCUUCAAACAUGUCAUCAUCUUCUUCGCAUCGAUUGUCCUCACCAGCUCCCCUGAUGGUCCCAUUACCGCCUUCGAUGCCGUCUCCGGUGUCUCCUUCCAUCACUUCUCCGGCAGCAGAUCACCUCGCCGUGGCCUUGCCCUCGUUGGCAACUCAUUCAUUGCUGCUUCUCAUAUUUCCCCAGAGACUACUUCAGCCUCUAUUCAUCUCUACAACUGGUGGUCUUCAUCCGUUUUGCAUAAUCUCCUUGUUCCUGAACCCGUUGCGUCCUUGUCAGCUACCCCUGAUGGCUUGUAUUUAUUUGCCGGUGGACUUUCGGGUCGUUUUUAUUUUAUUUCUGUUCCUUCAGGGAAUAUAUUCGCAUCAUACUCUGCACAUAACAAGCCUGUUGCUUGCCUCAAACAAAGUGAAGACGGGUCACUUUUGAUAUCCGGCGGCGAUGAUGUCACUGUUUCUUACGUUCGGAUCUUUCAAAUCGUCGAGGCAUCGCUUGAUACGAGCUCCACCAGUUUGAUGUUGCAGAGAUUUGUUGCGCAUGAUGGCUCGGUCACUGCAAUAGACUCUAGUUUGGCGCAGUGCAACUCUACCAUAAUAUCAUGCUCCUUGGAUUGCACGGUUAAAUUCUGGGGAUUGUUGGAUGGAACAAAGUUGAUAACAGUGGCAUUCCCUUGUCCAAUUAUGGGGAUAGCAUUAGAUCAAAUGAGGGCAGAAUUCUUUGCUGCAGGCUCUGAUGGAUUCAUCUACAAGGGGUUAAUAAAUGUCGGAAGCAAAUUUCAUGUGAAUCAAGGCCAUGAGUGCACCAGAUGGGCACAAAAACAUGAGAGUGGGAUUGUAUCUUUAGUGAUUGCGAGUGAAACGAAGAAUCUGAUAUCGGCUUCUGAAGACGGGAUGGUUUAUAUAUGGAAAACCGAAACAGGCGAGGCCAUUAUGGGACUUGGAAGCCAUAUAGGAAGCAUUAGUGAAAUGGUGGUAGCUAAUGGUAUGGAGCAAGACUUGAAUGUUGGUAAAAAAGUUGACAAUUUCGGUGAUGAAAUAAACAGGGUGGAGCAGAGCAGGCCAUUGAAGGACACUUUGGAGUUAGAAGAUGUGCUGCGGGUGGCCGCAAAGGACCGGAGCCGAGCCAUUGAUAUGCUCGAGUCAGCGAUUUCGACAUAUAAAAAGCUGUUGGAGGUCAUUCUCAAGGAAGCCAAGAAGGGUGUCCUGGUAGCACCACCAACAGUGGAAAACAAGAGCAUAGCCUGUAAUCCGAAACAAAUAUUUCAGAUACUGCCUCUAAACUUUUGUUUCCAAAGGCAAAAUGAAGACAAAUGA